AUGGAGACGUCAGGUUGUGAGACGUCAGUACCCACAACAGCCAGCUCUGACCCGUGCUAUGAUUAUAACACUAUUGAUGAAACUUGGAGAGACAUAAGGGAUUACCAGAACCUUGAGCACGAUGACACAACUGUUGAGUGGAAUGGCUGGUAUCGGCUAUAUUUGAAUGGGGAAAGUGCUCAGAUGUCUGAAUGGUGUGUGACUCAUAUGGGAUGUGGUGGUGAAACUGCACUGUAUCUCAAUGGUUCUCAUCCAAGUCUUGAAGAUGGCGUGGUGACCCGUGAGGUCCUGGGAAAUUAUAUGUCGUACUACAACCAGUGUGACCAAUUCAGAUCCAACCCCAUCCAAGUCAAAGCCUGUCCAGGAGAUUAUUAUGUAUAUGAACUCAUCACACCAGAUGUGUCACUCAACAAGCCUUCAUACUGUGCAGUUGCAUUAAGCAGAAUCAUCAAUGAUCCCUGUUACAACUAUGAGUCUCUGGAUCGUCCCUGGAGAGCAACAACUGAAAGUGGAUUGCAAAUUUGUGAUGAUGAUUUCUCCUGGAAUGGCUGGUACAGACUUUAUCAUUAUGGGAUGAACAUCCAAAUGCCAGAGAGCUGUGUUAAUUACACCAGCUGUAAUGCAGAGGUAGGUCUGUCACUCAAUGGGCAUCAUCCUCGGAUAGAAGAUGGGGUGGUGACCCGUGAGGUCUGUGGGUCAAGUAAUUGGGAUAGGUGCUGUGAUCUUAAGCCAGAACCCAUCAGAGUUAAAGCCUGUCCAGGAGAUUACUAUGUCUAUGAACUUGUGAAACCAAGAAACUGGUGCUCAGGAUACUGCACAGAUGUCAGCACUGUAAAACAGACGGUUUCCACAACAAAUCCACCUAUGAUUACUGGAUCAAGCUUCACCAUGAGUGACCCUUGCUCUAACUACAACAUACUUGAUAACCCCUGGAGAAGUACACGCAAUUAUUGGUCCUUAGAUAAACACGAUGACACUCUUGUAAAAUGGGACGGCUGGUAUCGACUCUUCAUCAAUGGAUCGAGUGCCCAGAUGCCCGAUUGGAAUGGUUUUAUCUUCUUAUGUGGAGGUUUCAACUCUCUGUGGCUUGGUGGUUCUCAUCCUAAAGUAGAAGAUGGAGUUGUUACUUGUGAAGUUUACAGCUCUUGGCCGGGCUUCAACUACACAUCAAACCCAAUCCAAGUCAAAGCUUGUACUGGAGAUUAUUAUGUCUACAAACUGACCAGACCAAAUGUUGCGAUUCCAGCCCCUGUAUAUUGUGCAGCUACUUUCAGCACUCCAAGUGUCGACCCCUGUGACAACUACACCAGUCUGGAUGAACCCUGGAGAUCCACUAAUAAUUCUUACAAUAACUAUUACAACUACUACAUGUGUGAUCAUAAUCUUUUGAACGGCUGGUACAGACUUUUCCUCAAUGGUCAGAGUGCUCAGAUGCCAGAAUCAUGUGUCAGUUGGGGGAUGUGUGGCUCUUAUUACCCACUGUUCCUCAAAGAUCCUCAUCCACAGCUGGAAGAUGGAGUGGUCACACGACGUGUCUGUUGGUCCUUUGAGAUUGGCUGCUGUGAUUAUGAAUCUCAUGCCAUUCAAGUCAAAGCCUGUCCAGGAAAUUACUACGUUUAUGAGUUUGUCAGAACUCUGGAUUGCACAGCUUAUUGUGCAGAAGUCACAAGCAACAACGCACUUACUCCAAUAACACAGACAGCAGAGACACUGCCCACAGAAUAUAUUACCCCGCCCAUAGAAUCCAUUACUCCGUCCAUGGGAUCCAUUACUCCGGCCAUGGGAUCCAUUACUCGGCCCACCACAACCACUGUUCCGACUGAUCCGUGUCCUUCACUCAACUGUACUGAAGAUGAAUGGUGUGGAGAGAUGAACGGUGUUUACGGCUGUUUUUGUCAAAACAUCCCAACCAGAUAUGAUCCUGACUCUUUUGAUUUCUUUGAAACCUGUGAAAGCAGUACAGGAUCUAUAUCUAUAUCUCGCUGUCAGCUCUUUGAAGCUGGUUUUUCAGCUCAUGGCCUGCACCUCAAUGAUCCCAGAUGUAGAGGAAUCACCCAGAAUGGCCGAGUGGAGUUUAGUUUUGAUAACGAUGAACACACCUGUGGUACAAAUCUUAUGGCCAAUGGCACUCAUAUCAUCUAUGAGAACUUUAUUUUGGGAGCACCAGAGUCAUCUGAAGGUCUCAUCAGCAGAGAGAGAAAUCUUCAGAUAUCUUUCAGCUGUGUUUACCCCCAAAACCAAACACUUUCUAUGAUAGAAAUCAAUCCACUGGAGAGUCGUGUGCACAAAACCCUUCCUACUGGUCAUGGGAUGUAUCAGGUCCGAAUGAUUCCAUAUCAUGAUGUUGGGUUCUCUCAGCCCUUCAAUGGAAGUGUGAAUGCAAAACUCAACCAGGAGAUUUUUGUUGAGGUUCGUGUUGAUGGGGUUGACAGUCGACAGUUGGUGACAGUGAUUGACACAUGUUGGGCUACACCUGUGAAUGAUCCAGAUUACAGUCUGCGCUGGGAUCUCAUCACUGGAGAGUGUCCAAAUCCACAUGAUAACACAGUGAAGCUUCUUCAGAAUGGUGUCUCAACAUUCAGCCGUUUCUCCUUCAGGAUGUUCAUCUUUAACUCAAACUCCACUAAAGUUUACCUGCACUGUUCUGUUCAUCUUUGUCUCCUGGCAAGCAAUCACGGCACAACUUCCUGUGUCUCUGGAUAUCAGCAAAGAGUUGACAGAUCUCUUGAUUUUCAUGACAGUUCCUCUAUAUCAAUGGGUCCUCUGAUCGGGUCUGAUGGAAACACAGAUAUCUCAGAUCGUAUGAAGAUAAAGUCUGUGGCUUCAUGUCUGUGUAGUUCUCUGAUGAUGUUGCUUGUUUCUCUCAUGAGUUUUCUCGUCUUCCUUUAGUAGAUUUCACAACAGAUAUGGGGAAAAUUUUACAUGCUUAUGAUUUAAUCUCAUUUUAGUAAACGGUAUAUUGGAUUUAUAUAGAAAAACAUACAAUGACAUCUUUAAUCAUUAACUUUACAUUAAUUAACUACAUAAUAUAACAAAUCAAAUAGACUUGAUUUAAAAAUAGGUGCAGGAAUAAAGAGCUGUAGACUCUUAGCUGUGUAAUGUUUUAUUUUAUCUUUUAUCAUUUGGGUUAAACAAAUAGCAAAAAUACUGA
Messenger RNA from Misgurnus anguillicaudatus (oriental weatherfish), 3151 nucleotides. The record is from RefSeq and is a predicted model, not a curated record. NCBI's taxonomy places the organism in Eukaryota, Metazoa, Chordata, Actinopteri, Cypriniformes, Cobitidae.